UUUUUCUUUCUCCAUUUCUGUUUUCUUUCUUUCCCUUCCCUCUCCUUUCCCUACUCUUUCUUUAUUGCUACAAGAUUUCAGCAUUAUUAUCUCAUAUAUAUAAAAAGAGAUAUAUAAUUAUUUAUAUACAACUAAUUUAUUUUUUUUCUAUUUUUCUCUUUUCUUUCUUGGUCUCGUAAAAAAAGAAACCAUACAUAUCCACCAAAAGGAAAAAAAGGAACAUAUAUACUCGAGCAGAAGCACAAACACAUUAAGAAGAACAAUAUGAAGUGGCUUCCUUUGCCAAAAAUAGCUCAUGGCAUAGCUAUCUAUCCAUUCAAUCCUUCAACUUUGCCAUUAAACCCUGUCAAUAGUAGACCUGUUUCUACUCAACCUCAACAACAAGACGACGCUUCUAUCUCAUCUAGUUCUAGUUUUGCUGAUCAGCCUUCUCACAAUCAAGAAGACUACACCUACCUUGUUCCGCUCGAAGUAGGCGACGAACUCUUUAUCAUUGAACAACAAGGACAAUGGUAUCGUGGUUAUGUACUUUGUGCUAUAGAAGAAGGAAGAAAGCCCAACACAGCACCUUUAGGCUGCUUUCCUCGAACACAUGUUCAAAUCAAAGAGGAUAUUGAAGUCGAUCUGGACGAGACAGACAAUACGACUAUACGACACCAGAAAAGACGCGAAGAUCUUAUUCGUCCCUUAUCUGAUGUUUUACCGCCCUCUAUUCUUCCUCGAUCAUUCUCAGAAUCAUGGAUCCAAUCUAACUCUACUGAACAUCCCUCAGCUCGGCCCGGGAGUUUUGGCGAUCUUAAUUUUGAUAUUGAUCAUCAUGCUUUAGAAGCAUCACAGCAUAUACCCCCACCACCUUUACCAUUAGCACGAUUUGAGCAGUCAACUAUUAUUGGAAAUUCAGAACCUUUGGUAGACGAAAUCGCAGCAUGUGUUAGUGAGUGGAAUAGUCUAUUGUAUACUUACAUCAGUGAACGUCGAUACAAUAUGUUCAAUGCUGUUCGUGACAACAUCAAUUAUUUAUUUCAAGCAAGAAGGCAGUUAUUGGAUCAAGCAUUGUCAAGGGAGGAAUUAGUAAAACUGCGAAAGGAGAUUAUUCACCGUAUGGUUGUUUCUAAUUUGGAACAACAACAGGAAAUGAUCAUUCGACAUCCAGAGAAGGGGUAUUUGUUGGACGCUACAAAUGCCUCAUUAAGUAGUAUUUAUAAGAUGCACUACAAGUAUGCAACGCAUUCCAAGAAUACUUGUUCUUCCGGUGCUAAUGUGGGUACAAUUGAAAACACGCCAAUUGCUUUAGAAGAUACUAGUGCCCAAGACACCUCGCCUUCUACACCAACAAGUGCAGCAUCCACAAAUACCAGUUUUAGUAAUCUGGCACCCAACACAAUCAUACUGCAAAAUACGCCUCACCAGCAGGCCCAACAAGCUCAGCAAGCUCAACAAACCCAACAGCCAAAAGGAGCCAAGUUUUAUCACAUGUUUUUUGAAUUGAAAGCUUGUGUGGCUCAUAUCUGCCAACCAGGUGAAUUCACAGAACUCUUUUUUGCUUUGUAUUCAGCUACUGAACGUAAAUUUUUGACCGAGCAGUUCAACGUAGUUCUCAACUAUAAUGGUAUGCCUAAAGAUGAAGCACAGAUUGGUAAAAUCCAAGCACUUUUUGUCGAUUUAUCUUUGCACGACAUCUCAGAUAAUCUGUACAUGAUUUGUCAUAUAGUCAGAUAUGGUGGCAUGAAGUUAAAUGAUAGCAAAGAUCAUUUUGGUACCCUAGGUAGUCAUACCUCACAAUUCUUUCACUCAAAUAAACAUUUGAGCCACCAAACACUUCAAAAGCAAUCUCAGUCGUCUAUGUCAACAUCUGUUCGAAGGCCAUUUGGCUGUGCUGUGCUCAAGUUGACAGGUCUUUUGUCACCUCAGAACCAGAUACAAAAGGAAGCAGACCUGCUUGAACACGAUAUGCCCAUUUUUACUGCGAUAUCUGAAGCCACAUAUGCCACUUUGCACGAGGACAUUAUCUUUAACAACACGAAAGAAUUUGCAAAGCAUCCUCGAGCAGAGACGCUGCGAGUGUCUUUGCGCAUAUUCUAUGGAUUUCUGGAUGAAGUACUCAAGACAAAUACAGCUUUAUUGCAAGAAGUGCCGCAUACAUUGCGCUUAGGAUUUGCAGACGUUGCUUUUCCAAAUGAUAGUCGAAAUGAACUUUACAUCAAACUGGAUUCGGGUGAUUUGAGCCAGUUCACUCGUUCACGGAACAUCCAAGUGACUAUGUGUGUACGUGACAACAAAACUGGCGAAGUGGUUGAAAAUGCGAUUUCCACAGGCUCUGGAGCACGAUCUGUGAGCUAUUGGGAAAGCAUGGUCAUGUAUCAUGAACAAAAACCUAAAUGGGGCGAACAGAUCAAGAUUCAUAUCCAAGACGUAAAUCAAUGGGAACGUUCGCAUGUGUUCUUGACCAUUAAGCACCGUAGUAGCAACCAUAUCAAUUCUACUACAAAUACAUCAGGUUCUGUGCUCAAAUUUAGCGGUAGUUCAGCGCCAGAAGUCUCAGGAGGCACGACAUCAGUAGUAUCAUCUACAACAGGCGGGGGAGAAAAAAUUAUUGCCAUGGGAUUCUUGCCUUUGUUUCUACCUCCAUACCAUCGUGAUUUUGUAGCAGAUGGGUCUCAUACAAUUUACUUGUACAAAUACGAUCGUCAAACCUCAUUGCCAAAGUCUUAUCUUGAUAAUACACCUUGGUGUGUUCGAUCUACUGCUCCUUCCAAUAUGAUUCAGCCUACUUUUGAUGUGAAGUCAAACUCACGAUUUUAUCGUAACAAUAACAAUAGCAAAUCGGGCCACCAACACACACAGUCGAAUCAUAGUUUUAAAAGCAUGAAUGGAUCGUUUCAUUCAGCUACAUCUACGAUGCAUAAGCCUACGAGUCCAACUGCAAACAGUAGUGAAACUUCACUGCCUCAGUCAUCUGGAUCAGCUAGUAACACUAAACUGACUUCUUUGCGUGAUACAAUCACACUGUCCACAUUUUUGUGUUCCAACAAAUUCACUCAAAACAAGACAUUGGUUAAAUUACUUAAUUGGCGCACAUUAAUUGAAGAGUCUGAAGAUGGCAUAAAUGAACUGUUGUCGGUGUUGGAUCAAUUCACAUUUGUGGGUGAAGUUGAAGUUGUCAAGUUUUUAGGUGAUAUUUUUGAUGCUUUAUUGGACAUUCUGGCAUAUCAAUAUGACGAUGAGGAUGAAGACAAUUCAGUGUGCAACGAAAUCAAUGACCAAGUACUAGCAGCCAUCAUUUGGUUAUUGGGUAUCGUUCAAGAUCGUCGAUUUAGCAACUUUAGACCAGUGCUAGAUGUGUAUAUUGAAAAUCGGUUUUCAAUUAAAGACUAUGAGCAUCUGUCCAUGCGCAACAACGAUAGACAACAGGUUCAAAACUACAGCUAUCGAUUACAGGAAACAACAUAUGAGCAUUUAGUGGGGAGUUUGUCUCGCUUAUGUGAAAACCCUAGUGAUCCCUCAAAGGCCAAGCUGUUGCGUAGUAGUAUGAAAGUAUGGGAUUAUUUGUUCCGUUUUAUUGUGCGAUCAAGAUUAAACCAACAGCAAAAGGAAGAUGAUGAUGAGCGAACUACAAAUGAUCCUAUAUUUGGGCAGCAACUUGAAAAACUGCUCAAGACAAUCACGUCUAUCAUGAGUCCUGACCAACCCAAUGCCAUGAUUGGUACACAAACAUUGACUUUACAACACUUUGCAGACAUUUUGUCUGAGCUACGAACUAUCUUUUUGCCGUCUCAGGUUUUGGAGAUAGCGGUCUCUUUUGUGGAUGCUUGCUCACAUGUGACAGGUCGUCUUGUUGGGUUUAAGUUGGCUAUGAUCCUUAGUAUGGUCAAGAGUUCUACAUUUGAUGAUCCUUCUGUACGCUUGGAAUUUGGAAAACAUGUAUUUCGAUGGGUUCGUCUUUGGAUCAAUUCUUACAUGUCAACUGCUAAAGAUGUCAUAUUUGCAAGACAAGCAGAACAGCAACAACAUUCAGAAAAUUUGAAUCCUCAACAAACACGUCUGCCUCGCGCUCAAUGGAUUGAAAACUUGAGAUUGUCACUUACAAUUGUCAUUGAAUUGCUAGAGAAAGUGAGAAAAUCAUUUGGUAUGGCAACUUCAGGUCUCACUGCUUCUUGCAUUUCAUCGCCUUCAUUCAGCAAUUAUUCUCGACCUACUUCAUUUGCUGCUACUAUCAUUGAAGACGAAAAUCGACAUGAAUAUUCUCAAUCUGAUCUCAGUGCUAUCACGGAAGUUGCACUCCAACUGGUACCACAAUUAUUGAAUGCUUACAAGGAUAUUCAACGUCUGACAAUCCAAGCUAUUCAUGUGUCCACCUCGCCUUCGAUGCAUGAUAAUGCUUCUACUGCGUCGCUCAAUCCCGCUCAGUUUAGACCAGCUUCUCGUCAAUCAUUUAGUAUCUUGAGAGAACGAUCUAGUUCAUUAGGCAAUGCAUCUGCAAAUGGUAGCGUUAGUAAAAAUCCAUUUAUGUCUUCUGAUCUCUUGCAAGAGGUUCAAGGUACACAGCUUCACAAGGCAGCUUCUGUAAGCGGCGGUGGUACUAUCACAACAAUGCCAACAACUGCUCCUGGUAUUUCUUCUACAGGUGUCGUGACCUCAAACGGGCCUUUAGGAAAUGAAUCUAAUCAGUCCAAGUUUACAGUGAUAUUACAAGCUUUGGCUACAUCGCCUACAACACCUUUUCCUAGCACCUAUCCAUUCCAGACAUCCUCUCGAGCUGGAACUGCUGCUGGAACUACGUCUAAUGCGUCUGCUGCUUCUUCCCCCUCUUCUUCACCUUCAAUUGCUGCCUCUACAUCUUCACUGAACUCAACAAGAGGUGGACUAACGAGCGACCAUGCAGCCAUGAUUAGUACCGGUCUAUUGGACUUAACAGUCGUUUUACUCGAAUUGUUCUACUUGACUCCUAAACAACAAUGGGCUACAUUUAUUCGCAAAAUGUACGAACAAAACGGUGUGGAAGACACUGCAGAAUUUUUACGAAAAGUCAUCUAUACUUGUAUGGGUAUUUUGUUUGGUGAUAAUGUGAUGAUUUUAGAAGAAUCAAGUUUGACAGUGGAUGGUAUGAUGCGAUGUGAACAGGAUGAAACUCGCGAAUACAGGAAGUUGCCCAACAACUGGUUAAACCUCAGUGCUAUUUCUUAUCAAAUUGUUCUUUGUCACAUUUUGGAACCAAUGAAAGCUGUAUUUGAUUUGCCUGAUUUUAUGCCAAAUGAAAAAGCUUAUAUGGAGGAUGAUGAUGAAGUAUUAGUGGAGGAAAUUGAAGAGCAGCAGGAGCAUAAUGAGCAGCCUCGGUUCAGAAAUGUCAUUGCUGAAGAACGCUCAACUUUAUUGCUCUGGCGCAUUUACUUUGUUGGUCUUUUACGUGUGGUUGGAAGUCCAAAAUUAGAAGUAGCUGAAUUCAUGCCUCAAGUACAACGUGCUGUUUGGAAGAUCAUUGGCAACAUGCGUGGUGAAGUGGGUGCAAAAUUGAUUUCAUACCUUUGGAACCUGGCUGGCAAAGCACAUUUGGACCGCGAAAAUGGCAAUAACAAGACACUGUCUCAGCAGCAGCAAAUUUUGACAGAUUACUUUGGUUCUGACUUUAGUAUGAGUUCGUUUAUGAAUCAUUCUCCUUUGUCUUCUGCCGUUCUGGAGCAUAGUUACUUUGAUGAUUCGUUACGCAAAAGUAUGACAUCUAUUGAAGAAGUAGAAGAUGACGAAAAUAUGCAUAACACAAACAGAAAUAGUCAUAUUUCGUCUGCGCCUUCAACCAGUACUUAUUCUAUGCGUCAUAGUGUACGUAUUGGACCAACAGAUGAAGUGCCUCUAUCCUCUAUUCAUGAAGAACAGCUGAAUGAUGAAGGUUUGAUAAAGUCUGAGGUAUCUUUCUUGCAAGCAGACUUGGCUUUCUUUAUACUCAGCCCAUUAUGCUCUGCUUCUUUGACACUACAUGAUCGUGUUAGAACCAAUGCAUUGUCUCUAAUUGCUGAUAUCAUUGCUAUUGAACUCUACUCUUUUGGUGAACUAUGCCAUGUUCAACAUGCUUUGAUUAGCACACUUGAUCGUUUGGUCAUAUCCGAAAACAAAGGUGAUGAUAUCAUUUGUGGCAAAAUUACUAUAGAACUGACAAGAGCGAUCGAAAAGCGACUUCGAAUUGAUGAUAGAAGAGACCUUUUGAUCGCUGGUAAAAGGGCUGUAGACUCCAUCUGUCGGUUCUUGAGUCUGUUGCUUCAAAUCAGAAGUUUACCUUCAGGCAAUGAUGAAUUUAUGGACGAGCAUAUCACAGCCACACUCAAGAUCAUGAAGUUUAUUCAAGUAAUUGAGCGUGAAGAAAUCUACAUCAAAUACGUCCAUCAACUAGUUCAAUUGCAUCUGGAUAGUCGUAACUUCAUCGAAGCUGCUUUGACUUUGCGCUUUCAUGCUGAUUUACUUCAAUGGGAUCCUAGCGAUAAACUCAAUAGUAUUCCAGAACUUGGUUUACCUGUUCAAAGUUCAUUCAGCCGAAAAGAAGCUCUCUAUAUGAAAAUGAUCACCUAUUUAGAUCAAGGUAGUGCUUGGGAGCUGUGUGUUGAAUUAUGCAAAGAAUUGGCAUACGAGUAUGAAAAUACUUUGUAUAACUAUACCAAGCUAAGCGAUAUUUUACAACGCCAAGCAUCUUUGGCUGAAAAUAUUGUCAAGAAAGAACGAUGUUAUACAGAAUACUUUCGUGUGGGCUUUUAUGGUCGCGGUUUCCCUGCAAGCAAUCGAAAUCGCCAAUACAUCUAUCGUGGUCUUGAGUGGGAAAAGAUUUCUUCCUUUGUCGAAAGAAUGCAGAACAGACAUCCAAAUGCACAAUUGCUUCCUAGCAAGAUUUCAAACUCAUUGUCUAUUACAGACGAGCAACUUAAGGAAUUGGAUAGUACGUUGGAUGGUCAAUAUCUUCAAAUUACACCUGUUACCCCUAUACCGGAUAUAGACUCAAUACCUUGUCUCUCUAAUCCUAAUGCGCCUGAAAGUAUCAAAAAAUACUAUUCGUUUAACAAUGUAAACAGAUUCUCCUUCUCUCAUCCAGUUGUUAAAGACCAGGAAAUAACUGACAAGUCUUUUGAAGAUAAGCCUGAAUCUGACAUUCUAAACCUUUGGACCGAAAGAGUCGAAUUCGUUUGCGAAGACAAAUUUCCUACCAUUGUAAGACGCUCCAAGAUCAUCAGCUCCCAUGCCCGUGUUAUUUCGCCUAUUGAAAAUGCAGUGACAGCCAUGGAAAACAAGAACAAGGAACUGGUCUCACUAGAAAAGAAGUAUGCUAUUCAUAUUCCCAAAGGCAAUCGCCAUACACUAGGAUUGAAUCAACCUAUCAAUAUCAACCCAUUUUCUAUGUCAUUGAAUGGUGCCGUAGAUGCACCUGUAAACGGCGGUGUUCCUUUAUAUAAGAGGGCAUUCUUGACCAAAGAGUAUUGGGAUAAGAAUCCUGAACUGCAUCCUUGGAUUCAUCGACUCCAAAUGGCUAUUCAUGAUCAGGUGCAAAUUAUUCAAAAAUGCUUAGAAACUCAUAAUAGACUUGUCAGCAAUGAGAUGAGACCAUUCCAUACAACCUUGACAGAAUUUUUCCACAAGAAUUUUGCUGAAGAGAUCAAGUCCAUCAAGGAAAUCAAACAUCAAGAAGAAACAAAAGAAAAACAGCCUCUUUCAAUUGUAACUCAAGCCAACAAUCGCCGCCGUUCUACAUUGUCAAGCAAUGCAACUGAGAGCAGUAGUACACAUAGUCAACCACCACAACAGCCGCAAGUGCAGCAGCAAGCAUUUGAAGACCUCAAAUUGACAUCACCUGUGAUUUCUCGACAAGGCAGCAUUGCAACCACAGUACAAAUACCUGGUACUGGAAAUACACCUGUUCUGCCACAAUUGCCUAUUAUGUCGCCCAUUAGUCGAGCCUUCUCUAUUCGCACGCCUGUAGCAGAUCCUAUGUCUCCGGGCUUAACACCUUUUCAUCAUUCUACUGCAUUCGAAAACGCAACCAUGUCAAGAGCAGAAAGCUUGUCGCGUACGCUCAAAAUGUCUUUACGAAAAAAGUCUCGCAAGAAGUCUCAAGGCUCUUCUACUAGUUCAAACACAAUGAGUAGCACUAAUGCGGGAGGCGGUAUAAUUAACAAACCCUAAUUCUUUAUGCUUUUUUGCAUAUACAUAUAUAUCAUUCCUAUCCUUUAUCUAUUUUUAUCAUUUUAUAUAUACACAUUUGUUUAAUAACAAAGCCUUCAAGAACAAUAAAAGUAGUCAUUUUUACGUAA
Messenger RNA from Gilbertella persicaria, 8285 nucleotides. RefSeq lists its product as uncharacterized. The record is from RefSeq and is a predicted model, not a curated record. Gene Ontology annotation, cellular component: plasma membrane; cytoplasm. The transcript has 4 exons. NCBI's taxonomy places the organism in Eukaryota, Fungi, Mucoromycota, Mucoromycetes, Mucorales, Choanephoraceae. Bases 265 to 8157 code for a protein of 2630 amino acids. Gene Ontology annotation, biological process: small GTPase-mediated signal transduction. Gene Ontology annotation, molecular function: guanyl-nucleotide exchange factor activity; small GTPase binding.